Molecule: messenger RNA, 1485 nt
Organism: Emiliania huxleyi CCMP1516
Lineage: Eukaryota; Haptophyta; Isochrysidales; Noelaerhabdaceae
Exons: 13
Biological process (GO): tricarboxylic acid cycle
Cellular component (GO): mitochondrion; oxoglutarate dehydrogenase complex
Molecular function (GO): oxoglutarate dehydrogenase (succinyl-transferring) activity; thiamine pyrophosphate binding
Source: RefSeq, a predicted model, not a curated record
AUGGCGGCUGCGGCGGCUGUGCCGGCGGAUGUUGCGGCGGCGGCCGAGCAGGCGGCGGCGGUGUCGCCGGCGGCAGGGGAGGGCGAGGCGGCGGCGGCGGCAGCUCGGGCGCCUCGCCGCUCUCCGGCGAGCGGCCACAGGCCGUUUGCCGGCACUGCAGCAGCCCGGUGUUUUGACGGCGGCGGCGGCGGCGGCGGCGGCGGCGGCGGCGUCGACCUCUGUGGCGACCACCACGGCAUCCACCACGGUGUGUUGGAGGCAGCGAGCAUCGGGGAGGCGAACGGUGGCGGUGUGAGCUGCAUUGGCGGUGGCGGCGCGAGCGGCAGCGGUGGCGGCGGCGAAGGCGGAAGUGGUGGUGGUGGUGGCGGCGGUGAAGGCGGCAGCGGAGGUGGAGGUGGCGGCGGUGGCGGCGACGGCGGCGGUGUCGUCGGCAGCGGCGGAGGCGGCAAUGGUGGAGGCAUCGGCGGCAUCGGCGGCGGUAGCGGCGGCGGCGGCGGCGGGGGAGGCGGCAUCGGCUGCGGCGGUUUCGCCGGCGGCGGCUGCACCAGGGUGGAGCAGAAGUUGCAAGAGAAGUCGCAGGCACCCCUCCGCGGGCAACCCACGGGGCACAUCAGGGCGGUCUUUUACGCCGGCAGCCCGGACCACCCGCCCAGCCCGCCCGACGUCUUCACCUUGCUGGCGGGCACGCGGCUGGCUGCUCGCGACGGCUCGGCCGGGCUCAUCGAGCGCACAGCGACGGAUGGAAAGAAGAUGGAGUUCGACUGGGCAGCGAUGCGCGUGCACUGCUUUGUCAACGGGGAGGCGAUGCGGAAAGAAAAUGCCUUUUUGCCAGGAGUGAGUAGACUCGAAGCGCUCCCGUUUGGGCCAGAAGCGCACGAGACGGUCAGCGAGGAUGAGGGCGGGGCGCUGCACGCCUCGCUGCGGGGCGGCUUUCGGCGGAUCUACCUCUUCACCUGGCUUGAGGCGGACGGCGACCCGGAGGAGGCGCCCGAGGUGCGGAUCGGCGACAUGUGGGUGGAGCCUGGCCCCGCGCCUCGCCGCGCCGCGCUGCCGCUGGCCAAGCCAGGUGUGACGCCGCGCGAGCGACGCUCCGAGAUCGCCCGAGAUAGCGCGGCGCGCCGGGUCAACUGGGUGCGCGACAAGAUCGAGACCCCGAGCGACCAGGUGUACCAGUACUCGGCCGCAGAGCGGCAGGCCUUCCUCGCUAGCAAGUUCUCGCUCGCCAAGCGGUUUGGGCUCGAGGGGCUCGAGGUCACCCUCCCGGGCCGCGGGGAGAUGAUCCCAUAUCUCCCUGUCACCCUCCCGGGCCGCGGGGAGAUGAUCCCAUAUCUCCCUGUCACCAUCCCGGGCCUCGGGGAGAUGAUCCCAUAUCUCCCUGUCACCAUCCCGGGCCUCGAGGAGAUGAUCAACGUCGCGGUGGACCGCGGCGUCGAGAACGUCGUGCUCGGCAUGGCGCACCGCGGGCGGCUGAACGUGCUCGCCAAC